Messenger RNA from Phalaenopsis equestris, 2110 nucleotides. RefSeq names its product putative pentatricopeptide repeat-containing protein At3g23330. NCBI's taxonomy places the organism in Eukaryota, Viridiplantae, Streptophyta, Magnoliopsida, Asparagales, Orchidaceae. The transcript is spliced from 4 exons. Gene Ontology annotation, biological process: RNA modification. Gene Ontology annotation, molecular function: protein binding; RNA binding. The coding region runs from base 12 to 2051 and encodes 679 amino acids. The record is from RefSeq and is a predicted model, not a curated record.
GUACUUGUUCAAUGCUGUGUCUCCUCACCGACUCUUCGCCGGCCAUUCUCCGCGUCCUUCGGAAAGUCGCCGCCGGCUCAGGCUCCCUCCAGCUCGCCAGGAAAGCUCAUGCGCGCGCCACCAUUCUUGGCCUCCACCAUCAUCCCCUCAUAUGUUCGGUGCUCAUCUCUGCAUACUCCCUUUUCGGCUUACCCUCCCUUUCCCACUUCGUCUUCCUCCACUGUUCCGCCCCCAAUAUCUUCCUCUGGAACUCUCUGCUCGCUUCCUUCUCAAACAAUUCUUGCUGCCUUCAAGUCCUCACCACAUUCCACAACUUACGCGUUGAUUCCGGCGACUCCCCCGAUGGCUACACUCUUGCCAUCGUCGCUAAAGCUUUGACAGAGCUUCUGUACUCCAAGAAUGGCAGUUCUCUUCAUUCUCUUGUUAAAAGGCUCGGUUUUGAUUCGGACACUGUGUUGGCUAACACUCUAAUGGUUUUAUAUCUCAGAUGCGGCCGUCCAGGUGAUGCCCGGCAGUUGUUUGAUGAAAUUCCUGUUAGGGAUGUUGCUUCGUGGAAUGUUUUGAUAUCAGAGCUUGUUAAUCUGGAUGGUGGUAGAGAAUGGGAGCUUGUAAGAGAAAUGCAGUUUGAGGGAAUAAAGCCUGAUGGAUUCACCAUAUCGGCUUUGCUUCCUCUCUGCACUAGAGGAGAUUCUGGUGCCAUGAUUCUUGGCCGACAGAUUCAUGGCUACAUUGUGAGGCAGGGGCUUAGAUUCGGUUCAGAGCUUCAUGUUGGGAGCUGCCUGAUAAGCUUUUACUGCAAAGGUGGGAACUUGACGACCGGGAGGCGUGUAUUUGAUCACGAGCUCAAAAGAAAUGCCUUCACCUGGACAGCCAUUAUUGCCGGCUAUGUAGAAAGCAGAGGGUUUAAUGAUGCUCUGAGGCUAUUCCGCUCAAUGAAUUAUGUUGAUAAGGUUGUGCCCAAUGAAGUCACUGUUGUAACUGUUCUCCCUGCAGUUGGAUCACUUGCUGCUUUAGAUAAGGGGAAGCAAAUCCAUGGUUUCUCUUUCAGGCAUUGCUUGAAUGCUGAAACUCGUGUAAACAAUGCUUUUAUUGAUAUGUAUUCUAAAUGUGGGAGCUUGGUUGCAGCAAGAAAGGUUUUUAAUGAUGAAUCAUGGCUUAAAGAUGCUGUUUCAUGGAGUUCUAUUAUCUCAUGCUAUGGGAUUCAUGGCAGGGGGAGAGAUGCUCUCAUUUGGUUUCAGAAAAUGUCCAGACUUGGGAUUAAGCUGGAUCAUAUAACUGCUGUUGCAGUUCUCUCUGCUUGUAGCCGAACGGGUUUGGUGGAAGAAGGUUUGGAGAUUUACAGCUCAAUGGUGAGAAAUCAUGGUGUUGUUCCCAGUUCUGAGAUGUGUUCAUGCAUGGUUGAUAUGUUGGGCAGAGCUGGCAGGUUAGAACAAGCUUUGGAUUUGGUCAGCUCGUUGAGAUUUGAGCCAAGUUCGAGCAUUUGGGGAGCUCUUUUCGGAGCUGCUGCGUCUCAUAACAACCAUGAAAUUCAACAUUUGGUUGGGAAGUUUCUGAUUCAAAUGGAACCAGAGAACCCUUCUAAUUAUGUUUCUCUUUCAAAUUUUCAUGCUUGUUUUGGAAGAUGGGAUUUGGUUGCAGAAGUGAGGGGAAGAAUGAUGAUGAAAGGAUUGAGAAAGACUCCUGGUUUUAGCUGGAUUGAUAUUAAUGUUUGUGGUAUUGGCAACCUCGAAGGCGAUGAACAUUUUACACUUAAUAUGGUUCAAAGGGACGACAAAGAAAUGGACAUGGAGAAGGAUAAUUCUGUUAUUUCAGCUUUCGGUUGUCCACCAUUGAGAAAAAACAGAACUACUGGGAGUAUGAAACAAGUGGGAAGUUCUGUGUCCAGCACUAACCCUGUUUCGUUUCAGAAGAAGAGAAAGAGGAAGAGAGGCGUGGGAUCCACAGUGCAUAAACUUCCUGAAGAUUUUAUUAAUGAACACAGAGCCUACUUUGAAGAGGUGGAUGCAUUUGAACUGUGUGAAGAGUUCAUCUUAGAAAGUGAACUUGAGUAAGUAUUUUCGCUCCACAUUUUCUCUUUCCCCUUGCAGAAGUAUACCCUAUAGCAACAAAU